AUGCGCGAUGACGUCAUCGCAAAUUUCUCAGAGUGCUGCUCUAAGAAUUCAAGCUUCAGAGCUGUUUUCGUCCGUCUUGUCUUAAAAAUGGAUAGUGCAGAUGAUGAGGAGUACAUUACGAAAAAGCACAACCCGGAUAUGUCCGAAGAAAAGUGGGAUAAUCGGUGGGAAAAGGCAAAACAGCAAAAACUGGGUGCAAGAGCAGCAGAAUGCAAGAAGCUACUUGAAAGUGUGCCUGAAUAUGAAAGGGAACGAAUUCGAAAGCUUGCUGAAGAUGAUGCGAAGAAAAGAAGACACUGGAAAGAAGGAACGCGACGGGACAGUAGGAGGAAGAAAAACGACGAUGACUCUGAUUCUGAAUCUGAUCAAAAGUCAAGAAGAUCGAAGAGGAAAAGAAGUGAGGAAAGAGAAGGCAGCAGCAAAGCAAAACCGAUUCUCGAUUUGAGAACGAACAGGGAACGAAUGCUCGAUCUACAGAAAAAGGAAGAAGAAGAGGACGAGCCAAUUAAUCCCAAGCUAGUGCGAUCAACAGAGCCAGGAGAAAUCACGAUGCUUCCACGAAAUCACUCAAAUGAAACAGACAUCGACCAAUCUAUCCCUUCCGAAGGGCCUGUUUCUAUGCUUCAAGGAAAAGCCAUCAUUGAAAAGAAACGAAAAGCACCAGGCUGCAACGACGACUGCGGACUCACUUACUCGGAGUAUAAAAAUAUGAUGAUGCGGCCGAAAGACCCGACGCGCAAGAGAAGAUAUCACCAUGUCCGACACGCCGAGUUAGAGAACGCGUAUGGCUUGCGAUUCCCUGCUUGCUUUUUUGCUCUUUAUGAAUUUGCUGUUGAAUGCGAUCCAAUGGAUCCACUUCAUUGCAUGACAAAACUCGGUAUGGUCAUGACCGGUCCCUUCGAAGAGUGGCACAAAAUGAUGCAGGCGAAAGGCUACAGUCCCCCAGCGGCGAAUAUGAUCCAUCGACACAUGAAAAAUCGCUUCUACUUUGCUCCUCCGGAAUUUCAAGUCUGCCUCAUGAAUGUGAAAGACAAAUCAUCACUGGGUUACUGGAGAGAUGAACCGAUGGAAUUGCCGCCUUUUGUCGCUAUGAACAACCAAGAUGAAGGUCGACUUUACGCAGUUGGACCGAAUUUACUCGCUGCUGUCAAGCUCUGGCUUUAUCGAAGAAUCGGGUCAUCUAAUCUUCACACACGUAAAUGCUUCGCGACAGUUACCGAUAUUGCCAUCAAGUGGAAUAUUAUCAUCGAAAGAGUAACCUACGAGUUGCGAGAAAGAGAGACCCGCUGCAACGCUAGAACAUUGAAUACAAUUGGCAUCUGCGUUCCAGUCGUCGAAGAUGCGAAGGGGAACGAAAUUGGCUACCGGCCGCUAGAAGUCGAAGACGCGGAGUUGCGAUCAAUCUGCGACCAGAUUGAAAAAGCUCCAAAUGAUGCUGUUCGCCUCAAGAAAUUUGCGCCACUACAGGAGAUUAUGCAGCGCGUUAAUUUGGCAAACGAUGAGUGCGAUUUUGGAAUGGGCCUUGAAUUCGGGAUUUCGCUCUUUUCCCAUGGAUCGAAGUAUUUUCAUAAGAUGAUAUUGAAGGUAUUACCGAUGGCAUACGAACUGCUGGAUAGAAAAAUAUACGCCGAAAUAAUCAAAGCCCAUAUUGCGGAUCGGCGAAAAACAAUUUGCGACCGACACGAUAUUCUCUCCCCUGCCCAACUUCAAGGACCGCAAGUUGGAACAUUCCGUGUCAUGGAAGAUCUGUCCAUGCCAGUGCCUGUUCCAGCUCCAGUAGAAGAGGCGCCUGCGCAAGAAGAGGUGCCGGAUCCAGACGAUUACAUCUCGAAAAUUCGCUCAAAGGGAGUUUACGCAAAGCAGGAUAAAGUUGCGGGCAAGGAGAAAAAGGCUGGUGGCUCUUCUGACUGGGGCUAG
This is a messenger RNA of Oikopleura dioica, 1917 nucleotides long. NCBI's taxonomy places the organism in Eukaryota, Metazoa, Chordata, Appendicularia, Copelata, Oikopleuridae. The record is from the annotation of a GenBank genome assembly.